Molecule: messenger RNA, 1969 nt
Organism: Manihot esculenta (cassava)
Lineage: Eukaryota; Viridiplantae; Streptophyta; Magnoliopsida; Malpighiales; Euphorbiaceae
Product: tubby-like F-box protein 5
Exons: 5
Coding region: 519-1763 (414 amino acids)
Molecular function (GO): protein binding
Source: RefSeq, a predicted model, not a curated record
AGGAGAAUAUGGGAUCCAAGAAAAAAGGCUUUGUGUGGCUAUGGCAGUGCGUAGAGGAGGGGAAAGUUGAAGCUGGUGGUGCAGGUGAAGAAGCUGUGUGAGAAGAAGAUAGGUCCGUCGUCACCCACCGCCACUACCACCACCACCUCCUCCUCCUCUUCUGCUGUCGUGGUACACCCAAGGCUUCAAGAUAUUAUCACCAUUUUCUAUUUCAUCUCUCUCUCUCUCUCUCUCUCUUCGCUUGCCCUCAUACAGAGAGCUUUUGUUCCUCCCGAGACAGUGGUGCCCCCUUGAACCUGAAAUUCCUCUUCCCGAUCCCCAUUUUCUUCGAACUUCUCCGGAGAAUUUCGUCGUUCCCAAAGAGUUUGUCUCACAAUUGAUACAUGCAUGAAUCUGCCUUUGCCUUUUAGCUUCUUUUAAUCUGCUCUCAAAUUUUGCUGCUCGCCUACUACUCGAUCUAGAGUUAUUUCAAACUUUAGAGCACUUUUUUUAAGUCGAAUCAUUAUUACUUGAUAAAGAUGUCGUUGAAGGGUUUUGUACGCGAGCUUAGAGAGAUCCGAGAUGACAUUAGCAACAUAUCCAUUGGAAAAUUCCAUGCAAAGGGAAUGCGCCGCCGUGGGCGAGCGCACAUUGCUCCGGAAGGCGAGUCUGAAUUGCCUUGUGAAGUGAUUGAUCAGAGCCCAUGGGCAAACAUGCCCCCUGAAUUGCUUCACGACAUAAUUAAGCGUGUUGAGGCCAGCGAGACCUCGUGGCCUGCGCGGAGGGAUGUGGUCGCUUGUGCCUCUGUCUGCAAGUCUUGGAGGGAGAUCACCAAAGACAUUGUUAAGACCCCUGAGCAAUGUGGCUGUCUUACUUUUCCCAUCUCGCUAAAGCAGCCGGGGCCAAGAGAUGCUCCUAUUCAAUGCUUUAUUAGACGGGAUAGGGCAACUGCGACAUAUCUCUUGUAUCUGGGCUUGAGUCCUGCUUUGUCCGGUGAUACGAGUAAAUUGUUAUUAGCAGCAAAGAAGUUUAGACGGGCAGCAAGCACUACUUUUCGAAUAUCUUUCGUUGGAAAUGAUUUCUCUCAAGCAAGCAAUAACUAUGUUGGAAAACUGAAGUCUAAUUUCCUGGGAACCAAAUUCACCGUUUAUGAUAGUCAGCCUCCACACCCAGUAAUGCAAUCCAACUGUAAGCCAGGCAGAAAAAUCCAUUCAGGUCAGGUUUCUCCAUUGGCACCUGUUAGAAACUACAACGUGGGCACCAUUUCUUAUGAGCUCAAUGUACUCCGAACCAGAGGCCCAAGGAGAAUGCAAUGCACCAUGCAUUCGAUUCCUUUCUCUUCAAUUGAAGUAGGGGAAUCUGCCCCUACUCCAACAGAAUUCAUAAGUUCUAACAAGCAAUUUCCUCCAUCAUCCAUUUCAAAAUCAAAGGAGUCAAUUAUUGCAUUCAGCUCAACUAGCCUUGCUGAGUCAAACCAACCAAUUUACACCAGAAAAUCUCCCUUGAUUUUGAAAAAUAAAGCACCAAGAUGGCAUGAGCAGCUUCAGUGCUGGUGUCUAAAUUUCAAAGGACGGGUCACAGUGGCCUCUGUGAAAAAUUUCCAGCUGGUAGCAGCUGUGGAGCCUGGCCGCAAUGUGCCAGCAGAAGAACAGGAAAGAGUUAUUCUCCAAUUUGGGAAGAUUGGGAAAGACAUCUUCACCAUGGACUAUCGGUACCCACUGUCUGCAUUUCAAGCCUUUGCAAUCUGCUUGAGUAGCUUUGACACUAAACCAGCUUGUGAAUGACCAUACUAAUUUACCAUGGGCCAAAAUUGCCAUUAGUCUUCCUUGAAAUUUUGUUGUACAUAUUUUCUUAAAGAAAGCACUUUAGGAGUUGUCUUCCUUUAUAAUUUCUGCUGGUGCAUGCAUGUCACAUCUACACAAAUUGUAGACAUCUAUUUCAGAAAUGUAGUUUCAGAUCAGAAAUCUACGCCCACCGAGUAAUUUCUUCA